Messenger RNA from Amoebophrya sp. A120, 4561 nucleotides. Lineage: Eukaryota; Dinophyceae; Syndiniales; Amoebophryaceae. The record is from the annotation of a GenBank genome assembly.
AGUAUGAAAGAAUUCGAUUUAUUUCCACACUUCCAUUUUUGACCUCUCGAGUUACAGAAAAGGAGUUCCUCUAGUACAUUUCACUACAGAAUGUUGUUGCGUGGAGUCGGAAGAAAAUAGUCGUAGUGACGCGUGUUUGUGGUGGCAGUUCCAGCCGCGCGGCUCCGGGGUUGCUUUUAUUCCAGCUGAAUCAACACAGUGGGGGCAGGUAGGCAGGAACCUCUCUCAGGAGCCGUUUCGGUUGUGAGCUGCAGAUAAGGCACCAGGUAGGAGGACAAGUUCCCCUUCACAUCGGCGGGCAGAAUGAGCCAGCAAACAUUGCCUUCCCAGGAGAUGCCGUCCUCCAACGGCAACACCGCCGGCGCAACGCUGGGUAUGUCCGGUCCAGACACACUCCAGCCACUCUCGGGCGACACCUUGAAGAGCUCCUCUUCUACAGCCGCAAACCCGCAACUGACGAGGUCCAACAGCGGCAGCGCUUUGUCCAAAUUGCAGUCCGAUGUGGACUACCAUUUGUGGAUCGGGGAUAGCAUCAAGUUGAUCGAGGCGUUUGAUCCGAAGAAGACCACAGUCGACGCGCACUUUGACGACAAAUUGGGAAAAAAUACACGGAUGUCGGCGGCACGGAAGAAGUUCACGCAGCAAAUUUUUUGUACAUAUUCGGUUAGUUUGCAGAGUGUCUUUUUGGUGUUGUAUCUUUUUCAAACGUACCAUCUGUCCUUAUUUGGCAUGCCUUCCGCUGCACUUGCAUUUGUUCUUAAUCUUCAACUUCAUGUUUACACGACCACAGAUUGCUGCAUCCGCUAUCAGAAGUUUUUGAAGCUCUUCGUGAACGCGUUUCUGUACAAGAACCCUGCGUCUGCGCCACGUAGCGACCAAACGCUGUAUAUGAUCCUCGGCUGCCUUUUUUUCUUUCGCUACGACGAACUGGGGCCCCACGAGCUUGGGAAAAUCAUUCUGAAGUCGGAGCUCUCCACGCCGCCAGCUUUGAAUGCGCUGAUGGUACAGAAAUGGUCCGUCGUCGUGGGUGGAACUGUUGGAAAAAAUAUGCAGGAUAGAUUGCUUGGCUUCAUCAUGAUCACGAACAAUUUCAACAUAUACAUAGCAAUGAGUGAACCUGCACCAGCAAUGCAAAACUAACUUAAUUCAGGACUUCAUAUUCACCGAGGAGGAUCUGAACAAUUGGGUGAAAGUGGAGUGGUGCAAAGUAUACGACAUGAAGUACCUCGAGGACGAGAUCAUUGGAAAGAUGCAGCGGGUGAAACCGCAGUUGCAGCUGUACCUGGACCAGCUGAAAAUAAUCGCCUUAGGCGCUGGUGCCGCCGCCGCCGCGACCAGCAGCGGCGGCAACGAGCAAGCGGGAGGUAGCAGUUCCAGCACCGCCAUGAUCGCAGGCUCCGGCGGUAAGACGACCAAAAUCCAGCCGUUCAACCUUACCAAGCCCAAACCACGCUUGGUCCCGCAGCCCGAAGUGAUCAGUCGCGUGCUGGAAAGCAAGCCACCACCGAAAACGAUUUACGCAACCAACUUGGAAAAGGUCCAGGCGGAGAAGGACGAGCGGUCCGUGAAGGUGAAGGAGGAAACCUUUGCAAAAUACAAUGCGGAGAAAGACGAAUUCGUCUUUGAGACGGCGAAACGGCCAGCCGCAGAUGACGAUUCAAAAGCGAGAUACGUCAGAGACGUCGAGGACGUGAAGUAUUUUCGACUUAUAUAUUUCCGAUAGUUUGUUUACCUUGGUUUGUAGUGGUACUUGCAGUACCUGCACCACCUAGUUAGUACAGGCAUGAUCUUCAGCAGCACUGGUGCGUGCCUCAAGUCAGCAAUUGCUAGUCUUCGAAAAUUUCGUUCCCUAGGUACCAGGAAUGCACUUUCCAGCCGGAGAUCGGAAAACCGCUGAAGGACGGACAUUUCAAGCUGGAGCAAAUCGCCGAGGUGAAGCCCAACGCCUCUUCUAUCCUGCGUGAGGACGUACUGGUGAAGAAGAAACAAGAAAACGAGUACAAUAUUCUCAUGGACUACGAGCGCGGGCUACGGGACAGCAGUGGCUACUACUUGUGGCAAUACAACCAGCGCGUACAGGAUGACAUCGAAGAGAAGUGCAGGGUGGAACAAAGUACAGUUCCUGAUAGAUUUUUCGAACGUAAGUUUAACAGUUGUGCAACUGGUAUACUCUUCUGGUAUUGCAAUCUUCGUUUCUCUUUUCCACUGGCUCCGUUUUUUAUUGAGGACGCAUCACCAACGUAAAUUGCUAUGUAUUGCAUACUCACAAUCACAUCAGGAAAAAUCGAGAUGCAGAUGGCAGCGGAAGCCGCGAAGGAAGCAAUGGAGCUCCAAUUCCAGAAAAACGUUUUGAAUGCGGAACAAGUCAAAUUGCAGAAGGCCGUACAGGAGAAACGCAAGACACGCGAAGCGGUAAAGUAGAGUACAGCACCGGAUUAAGAUUACUGAACUGUGAAUGCUUUGCAUAGGCCCCGGCACUGACACGCGUCGCUUGGUUGCUGGGCACCCAAUGGAAAAGCUUUAAUUUUGAGAAAAUAUUGAAAUUCCGCAUUUCUUCUCCCAACCAUAUGACAGAUUGCAGAAGAGGAGAAGAAGCGAGGGUUGUGCCGUGAGGUGUACGACAUGCGCGGUCGUCCUCGGGUCCAGCUAGAUUUAGUCGACGAGGCACGGAAAGAAAAUGCAGAGGAAAUUCGCAAGGCGAAAGCGAAGAUGUUCGAAAUAAAGAAAGCGGACAUGGAACAGGAAAUGGAGGAGUAUUGAUAUUUUUUUGUGACCACAGAGAAAACUGAAAAUCUAAUCAUGCUCAUUCAUGCCUGACAUGGCAGCAGCACUAGCACGGGCCGGUGCUUUCUGUUUUUAUGAAAAUAUAUUUCACCGCCUUUUUCUUUCCACAGGCGCAAAGACCUGAUCCGGCAAAUACGCGCGAUUGUCCGUGUCUCCACCGUCACAGCAGAACCCUACGAUCCCAGUGAGCCCCCGCGGCACGGCAUUCUCGACGAGAUGUCGCUAGCUGAACUGCACGAGCGAUAUCGCAUCGAAAAGGCCGUGCAGGAACGAAAGCGCUUGGAGAAACGAUUUUUCAUUCUGGAUGAGAAGGUACGUAAUUGCGCCGUUCUUGCGAACGCUGGUCGGUGGAUGUCGUGUGGUUUUCGUUCACUUUUGAUCAGUUUCAGGAGACAAAAGACCGAUGAUUUGUGUGAAAAGACAGACGACUUGGACUUUGUGCGAAAACGGCAGUAACUUUUUUACAAACCAGGCUGACAAGAAGAAAAAUCUUGAAGCCAAAGCGAAAAACCUCGACAACAUCCGCGCGAUCGCGCGGAAGGAGGCCGCGGAGCGACACGCGAAGCUGAAAAAAGAAAAAAUGGAGCAGGAAGAAGUCCAGCGAAAGAUCAGUGAGGAGUGCUCCAAGGAGGCCGCGCGCCGGGAGGCGAAGAAGCAGGAGGCGAAGCGGAAGGAAAGGAAUCGUGUGGCGAAAGAGCUCAAGGAGUUGAAUGUCAGGCGUCAGUACUUGGCGCACACGGCAAGCGAGCAGGCCGAGGCGAAAGCUGCUCUGGAGCAGUCCAGUGGAAAGGUCAAACUCACGCUGCUGGAAAAGAACCUCCUGGAAGAGUACGUCAUGUCUGCUUGGUUGGAGAAAGAUUUUGCAGAAAAAAUACAUUCGUAAGUGUGCCUGUAGUCUUCCCUAUCGGUCUGUUGCUGUUCUUUCAUUUGCAUGGCGCAGAGGCAUGCAUAGCAUCCCUCCCAUCCAAUCUCAACAGGCAAAAGGCAAACCGGCGGGUGCGCAAGGAGGAGAAGAAAAUCAUCAAGGCCGAUCGCAAAAACGAGGCACAAGAGUGGCAGGAAAUGCUGGAUGGCGUGAACGUGCGGCUCGAGGCCUCACGCAAGGACGACGCGCUCCUUCGGGAAGAGUACCGGCUAGAACGGCGGGACGCACACGCGUACCAGCGCAAGGUCGAGGCGAAACUCAAGACCAUCCAACGGAAGCAGCUUCCAUACGCGACGCGCAUAACCGACGAGAGCAUCGAGCGUGGGAGAGCGUACCGCGAGACGCACCCGGUUCCCGAGCCACUGCCGCCGUAACGCGGUUGGUGGUUGGCCGGUUGCUUCGCAAUUUCCUCCUCUUGUGUUGCUGCGUUCAGAGCAGCACCGAGAGCAACCGGUGGGACGCCGGGGGUCAACAGAAGGUUGGUUACUGUAAAGGUCAAACUAAAAGGAUAAACAUUCAUAAAGAAGAAAUGUUCAAAUCCGACGAUGAGGAUCGAUCCCCAUCUUUCUAAAGAUGAGCGAAUAGGUUACUUCAACAACACUAGAGCUAUUGACGCAAACUUUUUCCAUUUUUCCAAAGAUUCAACGACACUGAGGUCCUAGCUUGGACCCAGAAUCAAACCCUGCGCCGGUGUAGCUUUUUUGCGGUGUCCAGGAGGGAACGGAAAAGCAAAUUAAUAUAUUGAACUUCUCUCCAUCCGGUACGAAUAGAAUUGAAGUGCUGAAAAAGCAACGUGGUAGACAAACGGCACUACUUAACCAUCCAUGUGUAACUACUCAUCCAAUUGUGAAU